ACUCACCAACUAUAUAUCGUCUAUCUCAUUUAAGAUAAACAUAUUUGUCUAGGUCAGAGCUAUCCUCUCGCGCUCCUUAUUUUGUUGCACUUUUCUUGUUGCAGUUUACACUUGACCGUAAUAUCCGAGUUUUUUGACCAUAUAUAGCAGCUUAAUUCCCAUAUCCCCUUAAUACUAAUUAAGUAGUAGUAUCAACAAGCUAGAGAUAUGGCUGACCUAAUUAGAGGAAGUGCUGCUAUUUGCGAUGAAAGGUGUGGCUGUCCUUCUCCCUGCCCUGGUGGCAUUACUUGCAGGUGUGCGUCGGGGACAGCAGGGGGUGAUGCAAGCAUGGAGCACAAGAGGUGCUCCUGUGGAGAACACUGUGGGUGCAAUCCGUGCACAUGUUCCAAGAGUGAGGGCAUGACUGCCGCUGCUGGCAAGGUUCACUGCAAGUGCGGUCCUGGCUGCACCUGUGUCACGUGUGCUGCUUAAACUAGUUAAUAGUGAUCGCUUUGGCCUAGCUGCUAGUAGUUAGUUUGGAUCCUGUACAAGUGCAUGCAUGCAUGCUUCCAGCUCGUGUUUGUUAGGAGUUUCUUCUUCCUUGCAUAGAUAUAUAUGUAUGGUGUGUGUACAUAUAUAUAGUACUGCCUCAUCCAUCAAUAAAAAUAAAUAAAUAAGCAUGCACUUAAUUCCGGGGAUACCUGCUCCACCUCGCUCUAAAGCUAAAUUAAGAUUAUUUUUACGGUGGCAGUUUUCAA
This is a messenger RNA of Nicotiana attenuata, 737 nucleotides long. RefSeq names its product metallothionein-like protein 4B. The transcript has 2 exons. Lineage: Eukaryota; Viridiplantae; Streptophyta; Magnoliopsida; Solanales; Solanaceae. Gene Ontology annotation, molecular function: zinc ion binding. The coding region runs from base 208 to 471 and encodes 87 amino acids. The record is from RefSeq and is a predicted model, not a curated record.